GUACCCACAAUAGUACCAUUUUUCCACUAAUCAUGAAAAAACAUUUAAAGCUUAUCAUCAUUAACUACCAUUUCAGAUUCACCAUUUAAAUUAAGUGAUAUGUUUGAUACGUAAAUACCAAAUUUUGUUAAAUUUUAAGCUAAAAACUUUGGACUGAUGAAUUUUGAACCCAGAAAAGCAAGCUUACUAAUAGUUUGACGAGACAUGCAUUUACUAUCUGAAAACAACAGUAACAACUAACAACCAUUACUUUUGGGCAUUUGGCAUUCAUUCCCUCUCAAAUGUCUCACAAAGCUCAAAACCAAAGUCCAGAAUUAAAAGAGACGCGAAACGGAUUGAGUAGUCAAACUUCCUCAAAGUCGUUAACUAUCUUCAAAGGUGUGUUUGUUAAUUUUCUUUGUUUGUUUAAUUUUCUGGGUAAGUUUAAUUUUUUUGAGUGCUUGACUUUCGUAACGUUUGUUUAAUUUUCUGGGUAAUUUUAAUUUUGGGGGUAAGUUUAGGGUAAGUUUAAUUUUCUGGGUAAGUUUAAUUUUGGGGGUAAGUUUAAUUUUGGCUGAGUGCUUGACAUUCGUAAAUCGAUGAUAUUUUUUCCAUCGUGUUGCUGUAAUUCGAAGUGUUUAUGAAAUUCGAAUAGUGAGCAGUUGCAAAGAAAUUCCUAGACGGUUUUCUUUUAAGGUUUUUGCUUAAUUGCGGUGCGUAAUUGGACUUUUGAUUGUUGAUUCUGAUGAUAUUUGUUCAUUUAUUGAUGAUAUUUGUUCAUUUUAAGACACAAUACAGAAGUUUAUAACAAUGAGACAGAAGUUUAUAACAAUAAAGUAGAAGUUUGUUUUGGGAUGAAAUUGACUCUAUUUCAGAAAUGUGAAUGAAAUUUGCAAUAUGUUUUGAGUUAAAUGUGAAGAUUUAAGAAUCAUAUUUGACUUUUGAUGGAAAUGUGGUUGUUUUGUGACUUUUGUGUGAAGUGUAGUAGUUGUUUGUUGUUAGGGACGAUUUGGAUGUGGUUGUUGCAGAAGUGGGAGGCGCUGUGAUGAUAGUUGGUGUUGUUGGUGCUGCAGUAGUGCUACUGCUGUUGUGGGUUGCGUCUGCUGCUGCUACUGUUGUUAGUGGUCGUUUUGGGCAGUUGUUGUCGUUGUACUAUUGUUGUUACAAACUUGUGAAUUGCUGUUAUAAAUUUAUGAGUUACUGUUACAAACUUUGAUAUUGUUGUUACAAAUUUAAUAUUGUUGUUAAACUUUAAUAACUUUAAUAACUUGUUGUUACAAACUUGAAUUGUUGUUAUAAACUUGUUCUCUUGGUUGCGUUUGCUGCUGCUACUGUUGUUGGUGGUCGUUUUGUGCAGUUGUUGUCGUCGUACUAUUGUUGUUGUGAUAUUGUGUGUGCAGUAGGUUUAGGUAUCGUAUUUAUAGUGUUAGUUGACUUUUGAUGGAAAUGUGGUUGUUUUGUGUGAAAGCCAAGUUAUUUACCACCGCUGGAUUUUUAUCUUGCAGGAAAAGAAAAAUUAAACUAAUCCACCACUGAGAGUGUCUCAUCCAGUGUUAUUACGGUAAUAUGUUGAAAGAAUUUUUUUUUUUUAGUAAUGUUUAUAUGUUGAGGAUAAGUUCUUUGAGCUUUGUGAUAAGCUUGUUCUCUUGGAUUUUUAUUGACAGAUGAUUGAAGAAGAGAAGGAACAUUAUUUAUAUGUGAUAAAUAAAUAUGUCUUCCCUCUAAUUAUUUCUCAAAAGUAUUCCUGGGAUGACUUAGAAUUAUGGCGAAUUUUUAGUCACAAUUACAACAAGGAAAUUAACAGCAAAGGCUUACGUAUUGCUAAGCGCACUAAAGCAGAGUUGAUUGGAAUGGGAAAAGUCUUGAAAUGGUGCAGCUGUGUAGAACCCUCUCAGUGUACCUGCAAAAUCCCGUUUUUUCCGGGUGUAUGGGCUCCUGUAGAAUAUGUACCUCCUGUACAACCCACUUCCGGUACAUCGGUUACUUGGAAAACUCAUGGUUCCAAAAGAAAGAAUUAUGAUGUGGAUGAGGGUAGUUCCAAAAGAUUGAGUUAUGAUGUGGAACAGAAUAGAACUGAAGAGUCGAGUGGACUCAUGAAGAAAGUUGCAGACGAACUACUUUUAAUAGUUCCAAGUGAAGAAUGUUCUGAUUUAGAUAUUUUGAGGGCAAGCUAUGUCUAUGAUAAUCUACUAAUGAGAAAGCAAAUGUUGCCGGUUUUAAUGUUUCUACAAGCCACCAGUAAGGAUAAGGUUUGAAUCCUCAAAAAUCAACUACGUUUGUCUGCCAUUGAUAAUGGGAUCCCGAAUACGGACCCGAAUGCGACUCAACUACUUAUGUCACCACACAUGUAGUUCAUGUAGUUGAGUUACGAUGAUUUCAGUUGCUUUCUUACCCUUCUUGAGAUCCAGUUUUUAACAAUAAGUAAUUUUGUAACAA
Messenger RNA from Chenopodium quinoa (quinoa), 2415 nucleotides. RefSeq lists its product as uncharacterized. The transcript has 3 exons. The record is from RefSeq and is a predicted model, not a curated record. NCBI's taxonomy places the organism in Eukaryota, Viridiplantae, Streptophyta, Magnoliopsida, Caryophyllales, Amaranthaceae. The coding region runs from base 1644 to 2234 and encodes 196 amino acids.